UUUGGAAAAUUCAACUAAAUCAAAGAGUGUGAGUUUAAAAGGUUCUCUUGCGAGUUGAUAACCACGUAAUCGAGGCUAUGAGUCAUGAGUCAAGCAUUAAUAUUGUAUAUAUCUGUUCAAUGCUAUCUUGUGUUUUCAUUAGAUUGAUAGCAAGCUGAUAUUUUUGGAUACGUGCUGAUAAAAGUGUGCUUGAUAACCUACUAUCCCAUGAGUUUUGAGUACCUAUAGAUACUUUCUUACAUACCUAGAAUAGAAGUCGGUUGUAGUAAUUGGUUUAUUUUAUACGCCGAAUAUAUAUUUUUUGAUAAGUCAGCAUGCCUGGUGAAAACAUUUUUUCCAAAAUUUUUGGAUGCAUCAUUCCGUGUAGAGAAGAAACCGGUUACACGGAACUUGAAACAAGUAGUGAUACAGGAACACAAAUCCAUACGGUUAAAAUCAUGUGGACCAUCGACAAUUUCGAUUUUCACGUCAUGAAAAAGAAUACCCUAAAAUCGAACAAAACUUCUGCAACCACAGACGAAGAAUGCGCGUGGUAUUUGGCUUUCGAACCUUCGGAUCGAGCUUUGAAUCGUGUCGACAACCUGUCCUCAUAUUUUUGUAUAUAUUUCACCGGGGGUAAAGCUCUGGCAAAAAGUGAUGUUUCCAUUUUGAAUGGCCAACAGAAACCAAUCAUGCGGAAAACGUUCGAAAUGCGCGAAUUAUACAACACGUUAAAAUUCCACAUCUCCAUCCCAAAGGAGCUUAUUAUUACUCCCGAAAAUAAAUUAAGUCUAACGAUUUGCUGUAGUUUAAGCUACUCAAAAAUUGGAAAAUUUGAUAACGAUCGAUGCAAUACUAUUGCAGAACCUUCAACACGUCAACUUUGUAUUCCCGAUAGCGACCAUGCGGAGAAGAUUGCAUCACUGUAUGACGAAGGCACAUUCGCCGAUGUCACACUUUCCACCAAAAUAAAGAAUUAUAGUGCCCAUAAAGCCAUAUUAGCCGCACACAGUCCGGUUUUCGCUUCGAUGUUUGAAGCUAGUGCGAAAAAAGGAAAAGUCACCAGUGUGAAUAUUUCUGGAAUAGAUGAACAAGUGCUCGGCGAGAUUCUACGAUAUAUUUAUACCGGUGAAUGUGAAAAUCUAGACGAUCUAGCCCAUGAUCUAUUAAUAGCGGCUGAUAGAUAUGGCCUAGAUCGUUUGAAGAUGAUUUGCGCCGAUGUUCUAUACAAGCAAAUGUCCGUUCAAAAUGCUACCGAUUUAUUGGUAUUAGCCGAUAAACGAGGAUUAAAUGAACUGAAAUCCGAAGCGAUUAAAUUUAUCGCCGCUAAAUAUAUCGAAAUAUCGAAUGAGGAAACGUGGCAAAAUGCUAUUAAGAAGAAACCCCAUCUUGUUCAUGACGUCAACCAAGAGUUAUAUCGACAUUCAUCAGCUAGAAAUUUGAACAACGUCAAAACAUCAUGUUGAAGAAUUUUUUUCGUAUUAUUGUUCCUAAAAAUAUUCACUCGUCGUAAUACUAAAAUUUAUAUCUAGUCGUUUUGUAACUCUAACUUGUAAUCGAAUAAAUUUAUUACAUAUUUCAUAAGCCAACCAAUUUAUACUUCGGUAGAAAUAUAAAG
This is a messenger RNA of Planococcus citri (citrus mealybug), 1597 nucleotides long. RefSeq names its product speckle-type POZ protein-like. Gene Ontology annotation, biological process: proteasome-mediated ubiquitin-dependent protein catabolic process; regulation of proteolysis. The transcript is spliced from 2 exons. Gene Ontology annotation, molecular function: ubiquitin protein ligase binding. The record is from RefSeq and is a predicted model, not a curated record. Lineage: Eukaryota; Metazoa; Arthropoda; Insecta; Hemiptera; Pseudococcidae. Gene Ontology annotation, cellular component: cytoplasm. Bases 315 to 1445 code for a protein of 376 amino acids.